AUGGCUCCGUCAAAUAACGAGUUUCGCGACAUUGCCGCUCAAGCUGAGCGUGACCUCAACAGCUAUCAGGCCAAGACUGGCCACGCUCGGUCCACUGGGCUUGACGAUGCCGGUGUUGACUCUAUGUCGGAGAAAAGGUUCCCUGGUUCAGAGGUGAAGUAUCACCCGGAUAUCAGCACCAACGCCGGCUACAAUCGCCGCAUCCCUCCCGAGGAGGGCGGUGAUUUAGAUGACCGCGGGCGUCAAACCCGUGGCUCGCACUUCGAAGGUAGCGGCGGUCCUGAACACAAACAGGCGGCGCUUCAACGAGACCAGGGAGGGAACAAUGAUAAUGAUGUGUUAAGCGAGGACGUACUAGGUCGGGACAAGAUUGCUGCUCCGGGCAAAGAACGCCGGGGCAACGGGACUUUGGAACAAGGAGUGGAUGCUUCGAAAGCCAAUGUUGGCCGUAACCCGCCCGGCGUCGGCGGUGCAAAAUACCGUGGGGAUGACUACUACCGCCCAGAGUCCGUGCCAGACAGUGUUGCUGCGGAGGGAUCUAUUCCCCCAGAGAGCGUAACCCAGUCUUCGAGGGAGACCGAAGGGUAUUACUAG
Messenger RNA from Thyridium curvatum, 594 nucleotides. RefSeq lists its product as uncharacterized. Lineage: Eukaryota; Fungi; Ascomycota; Sordariomycetes; Thyridiales; Thyridiaceae. The transcript has 2 exons. The record is from RefSeq and is a predicted model, not a curated record. Bases 1 to 594 code for a protein of 197 amino acids.